Leptopilina heterotoma is the source of this 2833-nucleotide messenger RNA. Its product is annotated as probable ATP-dependent RNA helicase DDX23. Gene Ontology annotation, cellular component: catalytic step 2 spliceosome. The transcript has 10 exons. The record is from RefSeq and is a predicted model, not a curated record. Gene Ontology annotation, biological process: mRNA splicing, via spliceosome. Gene Ontology annotation, molecular function: RNA helicase activity; RNA binding; ATP binding. Bases 316 to 2739 code for a protein of 807 amino acids. Lineage: Eukaryota; Metazoa; Arthropoda; Insecta; Hymenoptera; Figitidae.
AUGGCGACGUUUUGUGAUUUAAGUUUCGGGAGUUUCGACAUUAAUUAUGAAGAUUAGAAACAAAAUGUCAUAUUAAACAAGUGUUAAGAGUGUUUUUUUUAAGUUUCCAGAUAAAACCUACUUAAUAUUAUACGUGUAUUUUUUUUUUUUUUCAUUUCGCGCUUUUUUCUGCGCAAACUUAUAUUUUGACAUUUUGAGGUUGGAAUUCAUAUCGGCGCUAAAAUAUUCGCAUUUAAUAAGUGAAUAAUACGAACUGUCUGUGAAAUUUUAACGAUAAUUAACGUUUACCACGAUUAUAAUAAAUAAAUUUAGAAAAUGAAUCACGACAAAAAAGGCGGAAGAAGAAGUAGAUCGCGAGAAAGGGAUCGCGAUCGUGAGAGAGAUCGUGAAAGAGAAAGAGGACGAGAUCGAGAUCGAAGGGACAGAAAAAGAUCAAGAAGUCGUUCAAAGGAUCGAAAAAAGGACAGAAAACGUUCGCGAUCAAAGGAACGUGAAAGAUCGCGUGAUCGUGACAGAUCACGAGAACGUGAUCGUUCACGUGAGCGCAACAAGGAUUCAAAGGACAAAUCAAAAGACGAUAAAAAACGUAAAUCAAGUCCAAUAUUUAUUCUCGACAAUGACGGGAAAAAGGAUGGAAAAAAAGAUGACGAUGAAGCAACAAAUAAAGACGAGACAAAAGAUGGAACAAAAAAAGAACCCUUAAGCCUCGAGGAAUUAUUAUCAAAAAAGAAAGCCGAAGAGGAGGCGCGUGCAAAGCCAAAAUUUCUCUCCAAAGAAGAGAGAAUGGCAUUGGCAUUGAAGAAGCGUCAGGAGCAAGUUGACGCGAUAAAGAAGAAAAAUGACGAGGAGAGGAAAAUUGUCAAUCAAAGUGGUUCGAGUUCAACGAGUAAUAAGGAUAAGGAACGCGAUUGGGAGAAUAGUGGCGGCGGUGGUGGUGGUGGUGGUGAUCGUGAGAGACGUCGGGAAAGUCAGAAGGCAAGGGAAGAGGAUGUUAAGGAUAAGGACAAGGAGCGUGAAGUUGAAGCGAUAAAGGAACGUUAUCUUGGUCUUAUUAAGAAGAAACGACGAGUUAGACGAUUGAAUGAUAGGAAAUUUGUAUUCGAUUGGGAUACGUCGGAGGAUACUUCGGUGGAUUAUAAUAAUAUUUACAAGGAACGUCAUCAGGUGCAAUUUUUUGGACGUGGCAAUCUUGCUGGUAUUGAUAUCAAGGCGCAGAAGCGAGAUCAGAGUAAAUUUUAUGGAGAAUUACUUGAGAAACGACGAACCGAAGCUGAGAAGGAGCAGGAAAAGAUGCGUUUAAAGAAAGUGAAACGAAAAGAGGAGAAGCAAAAAUGGGACGAUCGUCAUUGGUCAGAGAAGGGAAUAACCGAAAUGACAGAACGAGAUUGGCGUAUAUUCCGCGAGGAUUACAAUAUCACGAUAAAGGGAGGUAAAAUUCCUGAUCCAAUACGUUCGUGGAAGGAGUCCGGCUUUCCCAAGGAGAUAUUGGAUAUUAUCGAUAAAGUUGGCUACAAGGAUUUAACGCCAAUUCAACGGCAAGCGAUACCAAUUGGUCUGCAGAAUCGCGACAUUAUUGGUGUCGCCGAGACUGGUUCGGGUAAAACGCUCGCUUUUCUCAUUCCCCUGCUGUUGUGGAUCACCAGUUUGCCGAAAAUUGAACGACUCGAGGAGGCCGAUCAGGGACCGUAUUCCAUUAUUCUCGCUCCAACUCGUGAAUUGGCGCAACAAAUUGAGGAGGAAACGAAUAAAUUUGGUCAACCAUUGGGUAUAAGAACUGUGGUCGUCGUCGGUGGUCUUUCGAGAGAGGAACAAGGUUUUAGGCUACGAAUGGGUUGCGAGAUCGUUAUCGCAACUCCGGGUCGAUUAAUCGACGUAUUGGAAAAUCGUUAUUUGGUAUUGACGCAAUGCACGUACGUUGUACUCGACGAGGCUGAUCGUAUGAUUGACAUGGGUUUUGAGCCAGAUGUGCAAAAAAUUCUCGGCUACAUGCCCGUGACGAAUUUGAAACCAGAUAAUGAGGACGCGGAAAAUGAGGAGAAACUGCUUGCAAAUUAUAAUACAAAGAAGAAAUUCCGACAGACGGUGAUGUUUACGGCGACGAUGCCAGCGGCUGUUGAAAGAUUGGCGAGAACUUAUUUACGACGUCCGGCUGUUGUUUACAUUGGAAGUAUCGGUAAACCAACGGAGAGAACGGAACAAAUUGUCCAUAUUAUGGGCGAAUCUGAUAAAAGAAAGAAACUUAUGGAAAUUCUCAGUCGUGGCAUUGAACCGCCUGUUAUUAUUUUUGUCAAUCAAAAGAAAGGCGCCGAUGUUCUUGCCCGUGGACUCGAGAAACUUGGGUACAAUGCUUGUACUCUUCACGGUGGUAAGGGACAAGAGCAAAGAGAAUACGCUUUGGCGUCGCUAAAAGGCGGAAGUAAAGACAUUUUGGUCGCCACUGACGUUGCCGGAAGAGGUAUCGAUAUUAAAGAUGUCUCAAUGGUCAUCAAUUACGAUAUGGCGAAAACUAUCGAAGAUUACACGCAUCGUAUUGGAAGAACUGGUCGCGCUGGAAAAGCGGGUUUGGCGAUUUCGUUUUGCACAAAAGACGACAGUCAUUUGUUUUACGAUCUCAAGCAAACGAUUAUUGCAAGUCCAAUAUCAACGUGCCCGCCGGAACUUCUCAAUCAUCCGGAAGCUCAACACAAGCCAGGAACUGUUGUCACGAAAAAACGACGAGAGGAAAAAAUAUUCGCCUAAAACAAUAUACAUUUCACUAUUUGUAUUGUACAUACAAAAUUACAUGAAUUUAUAAUAAUCUUUACGGAAAGAAGGAGAGAGAGAGAGAGAGAGA